This is a messenger RNA of Talaromyces marneffei, 609 nucleotides long. RefSeq lists its product as uncharacterized. Bases 1 to 609 code for a protein of 202 amino acids. NCBI's taxonomy places the organism in Eukaryota, Fungi, Ascomycota, Eurotiomycetes, Eurotiales, Trichocomaceae. The transcript is spliced from 2 exons. The record is from RefSeq and is a predicted model, not a curated record.
AUGGCAAAUCCCAAAAUAAGAGCAAACCUCUUCGACUUCAUGGGCACAUCUGCGAAUCUACCUCCGGAAGAUAUCGAUCUCGCCCUACGAAGGGCGCUGGAUGGGAUGUUGGAGGAAGACAAAUGGGCGAAUUUGAAAGCUGGCUUUGAGGCCCUCCACGAUGCAAGAGAGAUUAAAGAGAAGGUUGUAAAGGCGUGGCACUCCAUGCCCGCCUGGCUAGAUGUCAAGCCCGCUAUUACCCGGCUCAAGGAGUUGGGGUAUGAAAUCUUUGUGCACGCUAAUGGGACAACGCGGCUACAAUUGGACUUGUGUCGUUCAUCGGGCCUCAGUUUCGAUAUGCUGUUUUCUAGUGAAUUAUUGGGGGUGUACAAGCCCGAUAGAGACAGUUAUGAGAAACUUUUGAGCCUCUUGAAGCUCAAGGGGGAGGAGUGUGUGCUUGUUGCGGCGCAUGCGUAUGAUACCCGUGGCGCGAGGGAAGUCGGGAUGAGGACUGUGUAUGUGAGGAGGUGGACGGAUGAUGUGUUGGAGGAUAUGGAUGUGGUUAAGGGGGAGAAUGAUGCUUUUUUGGAGGGGAUGGAAGGGUUGGGAGAUGUUAUUAGGGGGUUCUAA